Molecule: messenger RNA, 1021 nt
Organism: Arabidopsis thaliana (thale cress)
Lineage: Eukaryota; Viridiplantae; Streptophyta; Magnoliopsida; Brassicales; Brassicaceae
Exons: 5
Coding region: 64-399 (111 amino acids)
Source: RefSeq, marked reviewed
CUUGGGCUCACAAACAUUUUUAAUCAAAUCGUCGAAAAUUUAAAUUAGCACUGGACGAAAGAGAUGGAGGCGAAGACAGAGAGACACUUUCUGGUUUCGAAUUUUGGGACCGCCGGUGGUGAAGUUUCGAGUGCGACGGAGAAUAAGCGAGACCUGUUCGGCGAUUCGGCAUCUGGGGAAUGUACUGAGAGAGAGAAGUUUCUGGGAGGAGCUCAAAAGAAUGACAAGGAAAGGAGGGAGCAAGAAUGCAGGACAAACCAUCAAGCUCCACUUUUUCUAUGCUGGUUGCUCAACUUGGGACUGUUAUCACCAUUCAAAGCCCAUUCCAGGAUAUCUAGGUUUAAUCAAUGGUGGGAUUUUCCUCUAUACCAAUAUAUACUGUGGCUUGCUAUGCAAUAGCAAACAAGAAAUCGAAGUAGGAUAAGGUACAUGAAGAAAUCAUCUCCCAGCUAGUACUCAAGAUUUUCUAUCUUCGUUAUGGUCUAAUGCAGCUAUUCAAUCAGAUGUCAUUGCUUCUGCAUGAAAGAGGCAGGACAUGAGCAAAUCAAAACCUUUUUACUCAAUCGACCACAGCCAUGACACGGCACCGUUUUUGGUUCUUGUAGCAGUCAACAGGUGAAAGAGACCAGAGAGGUAUGUCUGUUAACAAAAGCAUUGUGAAUUUUUUUUGUAUUGUUUAUGUCUUAAAUCCAAAUAUGUGACCCCAUUUUGGUCCAUCUUGGGUCGCACGUGGGUGUCCCAGUUAGCUACUCUUUUUACAUCUGCACUGUUUUGGACCCAUGUCUUGGCUCCAUGUUAUUUAUUACUUUUAUUUUUUUGCGCCAAUGUCAUUAUUAUUCAACCCAAGAUAAUUUUUUUAAUAAAAUAAAAAGUUCAAAGUGAAAAAUGAAGAAAGUAAAGCAAAAGAGAUGUUAAGCUAUUGAUUCAUUUUUCUUUUACAAAAACACGUCAUUUUCACACAAUCAUAACGUUUUCUUUUACCUUUUUACUUAGGUUUGCUUUCAUUAUGGUCUAGUCUUCA